This is a messenger RNA of Podarcis muralis (Common wall lizard), 1071 nucleotides long. Lineage: Eukaryota; Metazoa; Chordata; Lepidosauria; Squamata; Lacertidae. The record is from RefSeq and is a predicted model, not a curated record.
UGCCCCGCCCCCGCGGCGCGAGCGCUCUUCCCGCCCGACGGCGGUUUGUACGGGACAAAAAACUAUGCGCGGGAUCCGACUGGGACCGUUCGCGCCCCUUUUUGGCCUGAGGCGAUGAAGAGAGAGCGGGCGGAGGGGCCCUUCUAAGCCCCGCCCCUCGCUCGUUUGGCUCUUCUCGCCCUCCCCCGCCCCCCCUCACGUUCCCGCUUUAAAUCCGUCGCCGGCGCAUGCGCGGCGGAGUCCGCCGCGAUGGAGGAGCUCCUGGGGCAGGUGGCGCUUCGCUUCUCCCGCCUGCCCAUGUUCCCUUUCUUCGACCUGGCGCAUUACGCGGCCUCCGUCCUGUCGCUGAAGGAGCAGCCGGGAGCAGUUGACGUAUCAUACCGCAGCCCAAUUGCAUGCUGGUUUAGCGCAAUGCUUUACUGUUUUGGUGGCUCCAUCUUAUCUUCGCUGAUGCUUGCAGAACCUCCAGUUGGAUUUCUUGCCAACACCACAAAUGUCUUGCUUGCCUCGUCAGUCUGGUAUCUUGUAUUUUAUUGUCCGCGUGAUCUAGCCUACCGCUGUUUCUGUUUUCUACCUAUACGACUGCUGCUUGCAGGGAUGAAGGAAGUGACUAGAACGUGGAAAAUAACUGGCGGGAUUGCCCAUGCACAUCAGCACUACAAAAAUGUCUGGUUAAUCAUGAUAGUAGUUGGCUGGGCCAGAGGAGCUGGGGGCGGCCUAAUAUCUAACUUUGAGCAGUUAGUGAGAGGUGUGUGGAAGCCAGAAACUAAUGAACUGCUGAAGAUGUCCUAGUAAGUCAAUGAAAAGCACGUAACAAUUGGCACAGUCCUGGGAAUGUUCUUUCUUUGUAUUGAAAGUAGCACUGUAUGAGUAGUUCUUCAGUAACAUGACUCUUCUAUAAUAAAUUAGUGUGCUUCAAACUUCCUGCCUGGAGGGAGAACUGUCCGUGCCGGUUUGCUGCUGAGGAACCCCAAAAUAUCUGCUACCAAACUGUCGCAUGUUGUAGUAUUGGUUUCUAGAAAACCUAUUAGUUUUGCUCUAUAUGAAUUGGGUAAAAAGAUAAAGGUAAAG